AUGAUGUUCUUGAGCGAAAGAAAAACGAUACGCAGAAACUUCUCGAGGAAACAAUCCAAACCCUCCAUUUCACUUCUGAAAGCCAUGAAGAAUAUCCCCCUGCCCUUACUUCUGAGAAUGGAAACCCUCUUCAAGGACCACUUGGAAAGAUUACUGAGGUCGAUACUGAUGCAGACAAUAGCAUGGACACAUCACUUUAAUGCUGUUCAUGCAGAAAGAGUAUUAAGAAAACACAGUCACAAGAAUCAAUUUCCUCGGUAA
Molecule: messenger RNA, 261 nt
Organism: Oikopleura dioica
Lineage: Eukaryota; Metazoa; Chordata; Appendicularia; Copelata; Oikopleuridae
Source: the annotation of a GenBank genome assembly